ACAUGAUAAAACCCUCUCCCACCAAUAUCAUAUUUCUUCACAGUUUUCUUGCCCCCUUUUCCUCCUCCUCCUCAGCCGGCCUCCGCUCCACAACCCUCAUCACCACCACCGCCACCGUCACCGCCGCCGGUACCACCGUCAGCUGCCUCUUCAACCCACCCAACAAUUUCCAGUUUUACCCUUCUUGCCCAUACCCUUUUCUCUCUCUUUAUAUGCAUAUCCAUCAUACCCAGAAGUACCUCACGUUUCUUGACUGUUUCUUGAACCUGCCACCAUCAAACCGCCAUAAAAGAGGUGUUCUUUAGUCUUAUCAAGAUACCUGCACAUGGUUCGCAAAAGGGUUUUCAAAGUUUUGACCUUUUUGUGAACUGGGUCAGAAUUGUUGAACUAUUACAGUCAGAUCUUCAAGAAAAAGCUGGUAUCUUGGUUCUUUGUUAGUUUUAUGAGAUACCCAGUUCUUGUUUCUUGAAUUUUAGGGUUUUAAUCAAGACUUUUGGUAUGUAUUUGUUGAGGAUUUGGUGUUUUCUUGCUUGAAUUUGGGCAAGAUUGUAGGUUACAAACUUACAAUGGUACUUUGAUAAAUUAGGGUUUUCAAUUUAGGGUUCCGAAAUGUCUUGUUAGUCAAGAGGGCAUAUUCUGAUUGUUGUUGUUGUUCCAAACAUGGCUGCAAAUAGUCAAUGUUUUGUGGAAUGGAAAGAACAAUAUGUUUCGAAAGAAAGGGGGAAGAGGGUAGUUCACUAUUUCUUAAAAGAUACUUCGGGUGAAUCGAUUUUAGCGGUUGUGGGAACCGAAAGGAGUGUUAGGCAUAUGUUUUAUGUGGUUGCUGAGGACUUUUUGAAAGCCAACGAGACCGAUUAUUCGGUCAAUGCGGGGUACCGAUGGAGAUCAAGGAGAGAGGUUGUGAAUUGGCUUACUUCUAUGUUAUCGAAACAGCAUGGGCAAGGCGAACAUUCUAAAUCUCCUAAAACUGAUCGCAUUUCGGGAGUCGGUGCUUCAUUUCAGAAUCGUCUUGCAAAUAAUUCGAAUGUACGGGUACUGGAUAUAGUGUGGUCAGGUGCAGCAUGGACCUGCAGUAAACAUCUCAAACAUUUCCCAGCUUUUUGCAGAAACGGGAUUACAAUAGCGGUACAAUCAUUCGUUUAUGUUAUGGCCGAAGAGGAAAAAUGCCACCUUGCGUAUCUUGAAGAUAUGUACGAGGAUCGAAAAGGUCAAAAGAAAGUCAAAGUUAGAUGGUUUCACCACACUCAAGAAGUACAAGCUGCCAUUACGCUUAAAAGUCCGCAUCCAAAAGAGGUUUUUAUUACACCUUACGCGCAAGUUAUCAGCGCCGAGUGUGUUGACGGCCUGGCCCUUGUUUUAGCCCGUGAACAUUACGACAAGUGCGUGUCUACGCUCCCGGAGGAUCUAUUGAACCGGGUUCAUCUUUGUUUGAGACAGUUCAAAACCAACCGUGUGAAACCGUUUAAGUUGACUAAAUUGGGUGGGUAUUUUGAUCAGCCGGUUUUUUCGGUUCUUGAUACCGACAUUCUCGAUGAUGAAGAAAAUAGCCCAAGAGAUACUGUUAGGUUAGGAGUUAAGAGACCUAGGAGUUCUCGAGGGCGACAGGUGGCGUCGUGUGAUUCGUCCAGCAUGGACGUGAAAUAUGAGAUUUUGAGACGAAAGCUAAUCCCUAAGUAUGUGAAGAACCGGGGAUCGAAUCUCAUGUUUCUUAAGGUUAAUGAAAAGAUCGAGUUAUUGAGCUUAGAUAGCGGUAUUCGCGGAUGCUGGUUUAGAUGUACUGUAUUACAAGUUACGAAGAAACAAAUGAAAGUCCGAUAUGAUGAUUUGAUGGAGGAAGGCGGAAGUGGUAAUCUUGAGGAAUGGGUUCCAGCUUUUAGAUUGGCCGCGCCUGAUAAACUUGGGAUAAGAUGCUCGGGCCGACCCACAGCAAGACCCGCCCGCAUCGAAAAUGAAACCGACGUUGCUUUUGAGGUUGGGUCCCCGGUGGAUGGGUGGUGGAGUGAUGGGUGGUGGGAAGGGGUUGUCACUAAAAUUGGUGAAUCCGAUGAUGGGGAUGUUCAAGUUUAUAUUCCCGGUGAAAACUUGGUUCUCGAACUACACAAAAAGAACAUUAGGGUUUCAAGAGAUUGGGUUGGAGACCAUUGGGUCGAUCUCGAAACAAAACCGGACAUUCUCUCGUUGAUUCCCGUCAAUCUUAACGAAAUCAAGCCUGGAACUUUCCCCUUUUUAUCCAACGAAAACCCUGAACCCGUUGAGCCGCCCGAGCCCGCUGAGCCCGUCGACGACUCCAACGACAACGACCCACUUCAAAGCGUGGACCCGGACCCUGAGCUCCAUGACAAAGGAAAAGACCCGAGUUCAGUUCGUGAUGAUAAUGAUUUACAAAUUGGUGAAAAGGGCGAGCGUACAAGCGAAAACAAGGAAGAAUGAUUUACUGAAAAACCGAAGGGCGGUUUAUGUAUAUAAGUGACAAAGUGAGGUUAGAAUGUGUACUUGUUUUUACUGAUCUGUUUUAGGGAACAUCUAACUAGGAGAAAGAGAGACACCUUAUGGUUGGUGUCUCCAAAUUUGUAAGGUUCUUUUUAGUAAAAAAGGCAAGUUCUUUUUGUUGAUCUAGAUUGCUUUGAUGACUUGUACAUUGUGCAUUGGAAGGUGUACAUUUGUCAGUAUGGGAUAAAGGGGGGACCAUUUGUGUACCAUUGUUGGUGGUGCUUACUGUAACAGUGGAACUGUUGAUUAGGUUAUGAAGUAUGAUCAUCUUUUA
Messenger RNA from Helianthus annuus (common sunflower), 2764 nucleotides. RefSeq lists its product as uncharacterized. Lineage: Eukaryota; Viridiplantae; Streptophyta; Magnoliopsida; Asterales; Asteraceae. The transcript is spliced from 5 exons. The coding region runs from base 661 to 2430 and encodes 589 amino acids. Gene Ontology annotation, molecular function: chromatin binding. The record is from RefSeq and is a predicted model, not a curated record.